AUGAUUCUAAAAAGAGCACUGAAACAGGUAAUCGUAGGAGCAGUGGCGCUAGCCUAUCUCCAGAAGGCCAAAGCAGAAGUAGACAGAGACAUUUUAAAGAUAAGAGACUAUUGGACUGAUAAGACAAACUAUCAUAUGGAAAGAGAGAUCAAAAUUCGUGUUAAUAUUCUUAAUGAGGUAAAGACUCUGGAAUGCAAAGAAAUACAGCCUUGUGUUUUUAAUAAAUACAUAGAGGAGGGAGAAGCAAAUCUAGAGAACUUAAAAACACAUCUGGUAACUUUUGAAAGUAGUGCAGACACUAUAGUAGAAAAAGCAAUAAACAUAAUACGCGAACAAAUGAUUGCUGAAAAGAGGGGAACUGUUGCUGACACACAGGAUUUGCGCGAUGAAUUAAUGAAGAUGCUUCCGUCUGCUCUUGAUAAAACCGAUUUGCUGUAUGGCGCAAUAAAAAAGUUUGACUCGCAUAUGCUGGAGGUGAUAGAAAGGUACAGCAAGGCAAAGAACAGGGACAGAAAGAUACACAAUCUCACCCUGUUUAAGCUGGCGAAGAAGAACAAGUUCUUGGCUGUGGGCAUAGUCUACGCUCUUUUCAACAUCGAAGGGCCGACUUUUAAAAGGCCUAGCAUGAAAGACGAGGUGGAUAAUAUGCUUAGAGCAAUAAACAACUAUCUUUCUUUUGUGGAUUACUCAGAUUAUGAAAAAGCUAUAAGAGAUGAUAUAGACAAAGGCGAAAUGGAUCUGUUGAAGUUAGCUGAUAGACACCUUGCGAUUUUGUUUGAGCCGUAUGGGAACACUUCAGGCGGAAUAAGCAUCUAUCUUGAUCUGGUGAAAGAAAACAUGACCAAAAAAGACAUAAGAAAACACAAUCAAAUCACGCGAGGACAGGUUGUAAAGGUGAUAAUGAUCGAAUGCGCAAUGGACGGAUACCUCAUGGACUACAGAAACAACACCGUCUUCUCUAACCUUGGACAGAUAAUCAUGAGCAUAGGCAAGGCAGAUGACGACAGCACAGAUGCCCAAAAAGACCUCAGACUGGAAAGAGAAAGACAGGACAGAAUACUCAGUGGUUUGUACGUUCUGUGGAGCGAGUGGGAAAACUUCAAGCUAGAGCUACGGAAUAGAAAUAUUAGACAGCUCUGCAGACAGAAUGAUAUCAACAUUGAUUACUUUAAAGAAAUCCAGAAUGUCUUUACAUCUGCUAGGUGGAUGUACGAUCUCGAUAUACUCACCCCAACAGCAGAGGAGAUUGAUGAUGAUCAGAGCCUGCUCAAAAAAGUGCGCUUUGACAUGUCGUACACCCAUCCCAUGUGCUACAUCUACCAGCGGUGCGAAGACAUGAGCCAAGUGGCUGAUGCAGAUCUUGGGUCUGAUGAAAAGCCUUUUGCAGAAAAAGAUUCGGAUAGCAUCACUCUCAGACUGCACAAAAUAGGCAAAAAUGACAGCAGCGCAGUGCAGACAGAGAAUAUGAAAAACUGCAUCAGAGCAUGGUACUCGAAGAUGGUUAAACUUAUCAGAAGAAAAGAAGAUGGCCUUGAGUACUACUAUAUAGCCAAUGACUUUGAGAGACACUUAGAAAGGUCACAGUAUGUGAACGAAGUGCAGAUGGAAACUGAACAAGAAUAUGGAGCCAUUGAACAAAAUCCAUUCCCGCUGCAGGACAACCAGAUGAAGGCUGAAGAGGAGAAUAUGGAGCUGGUUUUUUCAACGCAUUAG
Molecule: messenger RNA, 1713 nt
Organism: Nematocida minor
Lineage: Eukaryota; Fungi; Microsporidia
Exons: 1
Coding region: 1-1713 (570 amino acids)
Source: RefSeq, a predicted model, not a curated record